UCCCGCCCACAGCCCGACGCAGCCGACCAUCUCGACGUGGACCGACGGCCGCACCACCACCACCGCCCCGCCCGCGCCCACGCCCAUCGCCAUGUCACGCCCACGGUUCUCCUGCACGGCGGCUGACAUCAAGCAGGCGAUACGCAACAACCUCCUGCCGAUCCUCACCAUCUCGGGCGUGACGGGCGGCAUCCUGCUCGGGUUCAUCCUCAGGUUCUCCCGCAGCGAGCGAUGGUCGAAGCGCGAGGUCAUGUACGUGGGUUACAUCGGCGAGCUGUUCCUCAGAGCCCUGAAGGCGCUCAUCAUCCCGCUCAUCGUGUCCUCGCUCGUCUCCGCUAUCGGCUCCCUGGACCUGUCCCUCUCCAAGAAGAUCGGCCUCCGCGCCAUCGCCUACUACAUCACCACCACCGUGUCGGCCGUGAUCCUGGGCAUCAUCCUGGUGGUGAGCAUCCACCCCGGCAAAGGCAACGACGACGACAUCACCAAGGCGGGCGAGGCCAAGGCCUCCUACACGCCCGACCUGCUCAUGGACCUGCCCAGAAAUCUCUUCCCGCCAAAUCUGAUCCAAGCUUGCUUCGAAACGCACAAGACGACCAUCGUGCAGCCUGUCCUCGAGCCCAACGACUCAAGAAUUGAGAUCUGGGAGGAGAAAUAUAACUGGACCCGCUAUGACAGCACUCUCUUGCUGCCGAAGGAGGAGUGGGACAUCCGGUCCGAGCACUCGCGCGCCCUCAACAUCAUGGGUCUGGUCAGCUUCGCCACGGUGCUGGGCCUGGCGCUGUCCAAGCUGGGGCCGAAGGGCAAGGCGCUGCUCGAUUUCUUCCACUCGCUCUCCGACGCCUCGAUGGUCAUCACCUCGUGGCUCAUCUGGAUCUCGCCCGUGGGAAUCCUGUUCCUGGUGGCCUCCAUGAUCAUCGAGAUGGAGGACUUCAGCGUGAUGCUGGGGCAGCUCGGCCUGUACUUCGGCACCGUGGUCCUGGGCAUCUUCAUCCACGGCCUCUUCGUGCUGCCGACCAUCUACACGCUGCUCACGAGGCGCCUGCCCUUCCGAUUCUUAGCCAACAUGACCCAGGCAUACAUUACAGCCUUUGCUACCGCCUCCAGUUCAGGAACCCUGCCGGUAACUUUCCAAUGCCUUGAGGAGAAGAACAAGAUCGACCCCCGAGUGACCCGCUUCGUGAUCCCCAUCGGGGCCACCAUCAACAUGGACGGCACCGCCCUGUACGAGGCCGUGGCGGCCAUCUUCAUCGCGCAAGUCAGGGGCAUGUCGCUCACCAUCGGCCAGAUCGUCGCCAUCAGCAUCACCGCCACCGCAGCGGCCAUCGGAGCAGCCGGCAUCCCCCAAGCCGGUCUGGUGACUAUGGUGAUGGUGCUGGACGUGGUGGGACUCCCGGCCGAGGACAUCACACUCAUCAUCGCCGUGGAUUGGUUGUUGGACCGGUUCCGAACCCUGAUGAACGUGCUCGGAGACAGCAUAGGCGCCGGGCUGGUGUACGAGCUGAGCAAGAAGGAGCUGGAGAAGAUGGGGAACGUGAACGCCAACGGGGACCUGGAGCGGCCCUCCAGCGAGAUCGGGAUGGACGCCGUCGAGUCCAGCAAGAUGUGAGAGAGCGAGAGAGAGACGGUACCGCCGACGCCCUAGCUUCGAGCUGAUGAAAAAAAGCGCGACCAGCUCCUUUCGCCGGUUCCUCUCUCGCUUCCACGUUACAGGCUCCUCCUGCAGGCCGUAGUACAUCUCCCGGGGAACCUGCGCAGGGCUGGAUAGGUUUCAGCAGCCGCCCAAAACGAAACAAUUUCUGCCGGUGGCGUUCCGAGGGCGUUCGCUUGCGCCCUCGCUCUUUCCCCGACCCUCUCUAAGAAAAAAAUGAUCUUACACAAACGUUUACAUAAACAGGGAAAAAAAAACUCUUGUUCAGGGUUUAACCUCUGAAGAAAUAUCAGGUACGUGUUGUUUUUGGGUGAUCCAUAGUUUCACUAAGACGGAGAUUCGAAGAUGCUAGGAACUUUUUUUACGCGCCGAGGUGGUCCAGAUCCACCGAGUUUCGUGGCUGAAUACUGAUUCCAGUGUCUAAGACUUCCACAACUUUUUAAUAAUAAGAGCCAAAAUAAAUAUAAAAAAGAUGUCUUGUAGAAUUACUGUGGUAUGUGAAGAUAAGUCUUUCUCUCGAUAGCAUUAUCUUUCUCUCUCUUUGUUUCAUGUUUCCAAAGUAAUGUUGCCAGGCUUUAUCACUCUUUUCUCUGUUUACUGGAAUUUCUUGAUCGGUUAUUGUAAGGUGCUUCCUACAUCACACACUCACUGUUAUGUUUUGUAUUAGAUCUUGACUUCAACAACUUAGCUACCAUUUUUGUAUGUAUAAUUUCCUUUUCUUUUAUUAUUAUCAUACUAUGUAUAAAAAACAUGGAUUCCUUAUCUAUUCUUGUACUGUAAUAUUAUGAUUUAUUUUGUUUUUGUUUACUGGCAAGUGAAAUCAUAUCAUUAUUGUAGAAGAGGUUAAGGGGGCACACCAUUGUACAUAAAGUAAGUGCAUUUAUUGUAUAUCAGAAGAAGAAAAUUAGGUAGAUAUAGCAUUUGGAAUUGUAUAGAGAGCAGUUUUGUAAUUGUUGUGUUAUUGGAAAGUCUACAGAUAUAUAUUUGUUGUAAAGUAGUUUGAAAUCUCUCAGUGGAUGUUUGUGUUGAUGUUUAUCGUUGGGCCUCUGGGCUGUUGUUCGGAUCAGAAAUGUUAACUCUUUGGCAGUCUGCUGAAAAGGCGUUUCCAGUGAAACGGAUACAGGUAUUAGAUUCCAUUGAUAACCAUAUAUAUAUAUAUAUAUAUAUAUAUAU
This is a messenger RNA of Penaeus monodon (black tiger shrimp), 2821 nucleotides long. It is a transcript of the gene Eaat1, whose product is annotated as excitatory amino acid transporter 3-like. Gene Ontology annotation, cellular component: plasma membrane. Lineage: Eukaryota; Metazoa; Arthropoda; Malacostraca; Decapoda; Penaeidae. Gene Ontology annotation, molecular function: glutamate:sodium symporter activity; neutral L-amino acid transmembrane transporter activity; L-glutamate transmembrane transporter activity. Bases 92 to 1606 code for a protein of 504 amino acids. The transcript has 11 exons. The record is from RefSeq and is a predicted model, not a curated record. Gene Ontology annotation, biological process: L-glutamate transmembrane transport.